GACGACCAAGUGUUCUUUUAAGCUGCAAAGGUCAGGCAAAGCGACCCUGUCAAUCGAGUACAAGUUCUUUCUACUAGUACUUUGACUGUAGUAGCUAGCUGGGAAUUGCUAGCCAGGAAAUGGGGAAUUGCUUGUUUGGAGGAGGUAUAGGUAUAGGCGUAGGAGAGGCGAAUGAAGUGCUCAUCAAAGUGGUAAACGGGAAUGGUGGCAUCAUGGAGUUUGGUGCUCCUAUCACGGUGGAAUUCAUCACCGAUGAGUUCCCGGGACACGGCAUUUUCCGAAGCCAUGAUCUCUUCUGGAAGCCGUUGGCUCACCACGAAGUCUUGGAAGCAGGUGAGUACUACCUGCUACCGCUGGACGACGAGGACGACAAGAAGAAGAAGAUGAAGAAAGGUAGCAUGAACAAGAGUAGAGUUGGGCAGGUUGCUCAGAUAGGGCAUGUAAGGUCAAACAGCGUUCCCCAAUCCACGCCUGCAGUGCCAUAUAGGAUGUCGUUUGAUAGCCAAGGAAUUCUGAAGAGGUCACAUACCGAGGUAUUUUCGCGGAGCAGCAGUAAUGAUCAGCUUGGUGGUUUUUGGAAAGUUAAGCUGGUGAUUAGCCCUCAACAGUUGUUGGAGAUUUUGGCACAAGAGGCUCGAACCCAAGAGUUGAUCGAGAGUGUCAGAACUGUGGCUAAAUGCAGGAAUGGGUUCUGCUCCUCUUCCAUGGGUUUUUCGGAUCAGUGGAGCCUUUCCAGCAGCGGCAGCAGCAGAAACGCCUCCUCAUCAAAGAAAGAUGCCUUAUUGUUAGACUUGUGAAGUCGUACGUACUCACUAACUGAUCCGUCCGUUAGCAAGUUUCUUCUUCCAUGACCCUGUUGUUUUGGGUUAAAUCAAAUCGCAUAUUCCCUACUUUUAAAAUUCUGUUAAUUUUAAGUUUCUUGGCCACUUCUAAAAGA
This is a messenger RNA of Coffea arabica (coffee), 937 nucleotides long. RefSeq lists its product as uncharacterized. The record is from RefSeq and is a predicted model, not a curated record. Lineage: Eukaryota; Viridiplantae; Streptophyta; Magnoliopsida; Gentianales; Rubiaceae.